AUGUUUUUCCCUGGAGCUAUGCCUGCAACUUUUUUUUGUUUUCUACAGGGCGUGUCAAUUGAGCUAAUCAAGCCCGUGCUAGGGUGUAACUCUAUGAAACGUCGGUCGCUGCAGCUUGCAGACUUACACGGCCCAUUUUAUGAUUCCCCAUUUAAAUCGCCCUUACCCUUAUCCACUCAAGGCAGCCUCUGGUCCUCGGCCCAGCCAGGUUCUGCCUUCUAUGCAGGUGCAGAGCACAGUGUGUGGCGGCGCCCAGCGUGGGGAAUGGAAACAAGACGGUAA
This is a messenger RNA of Fusarium proliferatum ET1, 282 nucleotides long. RefSeq lists its product as uncharacterized. The record is from RefSeq and is a predicted model, not a curated record. The transcript has a single exon. Bases 1 to 282 code for a protein of 93 amino acids. Lineage: Eukaryota; Fungi; Ascomycota; Sordariomycetes; Hypocreales; Nectriaceae.